Molecule: messenger RNA, 864 nt
Organism: Phragmites australis (common reed)
Lineage: Eukaryota; Viridiplantae; Streptophyta; Magnoliopsida; Poales; Poaceae
Exons: 1
Coding region: 228-542 (104 amino acids)
Source: RefSeq, a predicted model, not a curated record
CCAUCCCAUCACCCCCUCAUCCAAUUCCACUUCCAUCCAUGAGUCCCCUCAUCUAUAUAAACCUCCUGCCCCCUAGCUACUCCAAACACACACGCACCAAGCAGAGCAGGCUCAGCAGUCAGCAGAGCAAAGACUUGGGACAAACACACUGCAAACUGUGUCUUGUUGUUGCAGGAAUUGCCGCAGCCACACUGUAUUCUCUAUAGUGUAGACAUUAAUCACUGGUGAUGGCCGGAGAGCGGCGGCGGUCGGGGACGGCAGACGCGGCGUCGUGGUGGUGCGGGCUGGCGCUGGCCGCGCUGCUGCUGCUGGUGGUGGGGUCGCUCGCCGGCGCGGGGGAAGAGCGCGGAGGGGGGCUGGUGGUGCGCGGGGCCCGGCUGGCAACGCGGCCGUGCGAGGAGAUCUACGUGGUGGGGGAGGGCGAGACGCUGCACAGCAUCAGCGCCAGGUGCGGCGACCCCUAUAUCCUGGAGAAGAAUCCGCACGUCCAGGACCCCGACGACGUCUUCCCCGGCCUCGUCAUCUGGAUCACGCCGCCAUGAAGCAUACCGGGAGCACGCCAUGGUCGAGCCCUAGUUGAUGGAGCGAAUCGGAAACAACAGCCCUAGUCGUUUGCGGAUUCCUAUCGUAUAUUUGUUGACUGUAUAUAGGAAUAAGAAAUGAAACGGUUGGUUAAUGGAAUCCCUAGAUUAAUAGGGUAGUUAGUAGGAUAAGUGCAUUAAGAUUAGUGCCGCCAAGUGUUGCCGUUUGGAGAGGGUCCAGCUUGAUGAAGGCAUGGACCUGGUCUCAUAGGAUUUUUUUUCCAAACGUCAGCGACCGAACUUGUUUAUGCAUUGAGAACCAUGCAGGUGCAAAACGAUUUCA